Sabethes cyaneus is the source of this 615-nucleotide messenger RNA. RefSeq lists its product as uncharacterized. The transcript is spliced from 4 exons. Bases 1 to 615 code for a protein of 204 amino acids. The record is from RefSeq and is a predicted model, not a curated record. Lineage: Eukaryota; Metazoa; Arthropoda; Insecta; Diptera; Culicidae.
AUGACUGCUUCCGAUAAUACUGCCGAUUGUGGCAAAUGGCUUAGAGAUGAACAUCGAAGAGUUAAUGAAGAAAUAUCAGUGCACAAGAAACGUCAAGAGGAACUGGCGCGUCGGAUGAAACAAAUCCGGGAAUUACUGAACAAUCGCGGUGCCCAAUUAGAUACAAUGAAAAAGCGUUGUGAGGAGACAAGAUUAUUAUUGACAGAACUGACGGCAAACGAAAAGCGAAUCGCCGCUUUUCACGAGCUGGAAAAGUUGCGUUAUUCCAAAAUUCAGCACGCGGUCGAUGAGCAUAAGGCUUCUAUUUUGAGGCUCAUACACAGGGAAGAGGGCGAAUCUCAUAACGAAGUCAAAACCGUGGAUAAUAUAAUAUCUCAUGAUCAAUCAACUUAUGUCUGCUGCAAUCGCGGAUGUACUUUGGACGAAAAGAUUCAAUUUCGAAGCGAUUUGGAGCGUUCACUCGUUAAACGGGAACAGGAGCUUACAAUCAGAAGAAACCACAACGCUGCACGGAUUGUGCGGUUGAGAAAAUUGUUACACUCACACGAAGCUAAGAGAGCUCUGUGCAAGGAACAGCUAAGUGCCCUUAAAGCUAAAGCUAAUCGACGUUACUAA